AGAUAACAUUUCACGAAAAUGUUUUUGCAAAAGUAGAUUAAUUACUCACAGCUCUUGAGGUAAAAGAAUUAUCUUACUUAAACAUUUUUUCAGAUGCUAUUCUCUACCAGUACAUAUUAGUGAGUCUGAUCCCCGGGCUUGAUACUCGUGGUGCGUCUUAACCACCGGAAAUAAUUUCCUGUGGAGAGGAAUUAGAAACAGCGAAAAGUAUGUUUGAUGUUGAUGAUAAAGUGUGAUCUUCAAAUACUGUAUUUCCCUGCUCAUUUUUUACGGAGCUAUGGAAGACAAUGAAAUCCAAGGAAAGAUUGAUUAUGAGGUGAAAAUGCGUGAAGGGACUGUCAAGCUACUUGAGGCUUGUCAUGAGCAGUCCCAAGCUUUAGAAGGAGCUAAAAACCUCCUUACAAUCAAUGCGAGGAUUAUUGCUCUAAUGUCACUGCUACAGAAGAAUAGGAAACAGACAAUAAACUCUAAAACAAGUCCAAACAUUUCGAAGAUCCAAAAUGGGGAAAAGGCACAAGUAUCUUGUCUGGGAAGAAUUUCAAUUUCAGAUAUACGCGUUCCUUUGAUGUGGAAUGAAGAGGAACAUUUUAGGGCCAAAGAAAGUAUUUCAGAGAUAUCUCGAAUAUAUCACGUGUUUUCUAUCCUUAAACUUGGGGGUCAAGUCCAAGAAACGGGACUCGUUGAAGUAGAUCAAUCCUCGACAGAUGUGACGCUCAACGACGUCGUGAUUUUCGAUCAUGUUGAAGCAGAUUUCAAGCUGAACAUCGAAAUUUACUACACGACAACAUCCACGAAUGAUGUUCAUUCUACACACAAGAAACACACGCAUCGCAUGAAUUCAGACGGCAGUUAUGGUCCAAAAUACGUUUUGGCUGGCCAUGCGUCUCUCGACGUUGAUAACGUCCACGAUGGAAUCAAAAUACACGAUAUUAAGAAAGGGGCUGUCGGUGCUAGUCCGUCCGCGUCAGCGGUUACUGCUGACGCAUUUCAUACGGCAAACCUUCCACUAUGGAGCCAGUUUUGUUGUCGCCUGGCUGCGAUGCCUCUUUCUGUUGAUGGCGAAGACACUGCAGGUGUUCUGUUCUUACAGGGAAUAGCCAAUCGUAAACCGUCAUGGGAAAAGUGCUGGUGUCGACUUCGUAAAGCACAAUUAGAAUGUUGGGAAACAGAAGAACAUUCCAAAAGUUCUAAAAUGAAACCAAAGAAUAUAAUUAGUCUGAAUGAGGGUAUGGAUGUCAAUGAAGAUUUGCAGGGUAACUGUGAAUAUCGUCACAUUCUUAUACUCACGUGUUCAGACGAUGAGAAGGAACCCGUAUUUGCAUGCGAAACUGAAGAUGACUUUUUAAAGUGGAGAAAAGCUUUAAAGCAAGCAUUGCUCGAUCUCAGAGCUUGGAAACUGGCAUACAAACAAGAUAUUGUUUUGGCUGACCCAACGCCAAAGAAAUUACCAAUAAUUUCGCGUAUUCCUCUUUAUGAUCAAAUUGAUGUUGAAAUCACCUUGGAAGAUGACUUCGAUGAGGACAUGAUCUAUUCGGCCGAUGAAACCAAUGGCAAAAAAAGCGGCUCCGACUCUCCAAAAAUCCGAAAAUCUUCUGAACACUUGGAUGAAGUUGAAAGACGUCUACGAGGUAGUGGUAAAGAUGAUGUGGAUUCGAACCAUAGGCACUCACCAAAGAGAACUGUUGAAGAAGUGCAUUAUGAAACAACCAUAUAGACAUGCAUGAAAUAAAUCUUAAACAGGUGCACUCCUAUUCUUCAUCAUUAAUAUUUUCCGUUCAUGUUGCGGGAAACUGCACUACUGCAAGCAUAAUUAGCACGUUUCCUGUCGCCAUUGGGCUCAAUCUUACUCUAUGAAUAAUAAUAGGUGAUGAAAAUUUAUCAAAUUAAGUCGACAUGUGGGUAUUUAGCAACUGCAAAUCGUAUAUUAACUGAUCUCUGCUUCAAAAAUGAAAUAUCUGAGUUGUCAUUUUAAGAUUCAUCCAAAAUGUAAAUAUUUUAAGAUUGUAUGUGCGUUUUUUAAUUCCGUGUGACAUAGGGCAUUUCAUGCAAUUUAUGUACUAUCGUAAAUUUAAAAUUUCAAUUUUCCUAAAAGAAAAAUAUAUUUCUAGUAUAAUUAUAAA
This is a messenger RNA of Xenia sp. Carnegie-2017, 2120 nucleotides long. RefSeq names its product rhotekin-2-like. The transcript has 10 exons. Bases 278 to 1714 code for a protein of 478 amino acids. Gene Ontology annotation, cellular component: actomyosin contractile ring. The record is from RefSeq and is a predicted model, not a curated record. Gene Ontology annotation, biological process: mitotic cytokinesis; septin ring organization; actomyosin contractile ring assembly. Lineage: Eukaryota; Metazoa; Cnidaria; Anthozoa; Malacalcyonacea; Xeniidae.